AGAUAGUCACAAUUCACAAGUAAAUGUAGUGUAAUGUAGAUUGUAGAAUUCUGAGGUUAUAUUGCGCAUUGAAUACUAAAUAUUUAAAGUUACUAAAGAUUUAUAUUAGUGGGAAGCGAACUUUAUAAUCGAACUUCCCACAUUUGUGUAGUGGAAUAUUAAUGAGUGGGUGAAACUACGUAACGAGCAAAUACAGUUCGACGGAAACUUGUAAACAACUGAUAACAACUGUUGUAGUUACCGCUUUUGAUCAAGUGUAUAGUUAAGAAGUUGUGCUAUACAGUUAUAAUGGCUGUGACUCUUAAUAAAUUCACUAAAGUGUGGUCUGUCCUAAGCAACUCAAGUAUAAGGACGCUGUCGACAACAUGUCCAAACAGAACAAAAGUAAGUUUCAAUUGGGAGGAUCCAUUGAAUUUGGAAGGACAAUUACUUGAUGAUGAAAAGGCAGUUCGCGAUUCUGUAAAGGCUUAUUGUAAUGAAAAGUUACUACCUAGGAUAGUAGAUGCUAAUAGAAACGAAGUGUUUGAUAAACAAAUAUACAAAGAAAUGGGUGAACUUGGUGUACUCGGAUGUACGAUUAAGGGAUAUGAUUGUGCUGGGGUUUCUAGUAUCACCUAUGGAUUGAUUACAAGAGAACUGGAUGGUAUAGAUUCUGCGUAUAGGUCUGCAAUGAGUGUCCAGAGUAGCUUAGCAAUGGGAGCCAUAUACAUGUAUGGAUCAGAGGAACAAAAACAAAAGUAUUUACCGAAAAUGGCCAAAGGUGAGCUAAUUGGCUGUUUCGGUUUAACCGAACCUAAUUUUGGAAGUGAUGCUGGUGGUAUGGUUACUAGAGCAAAGUAUGACGCCAAAACAAAAACAUACGUAUUAUCGGGAUCAAAGACUUGGAUAACGAAUUCGCCAAUUGCGGAUAUCCUUAUAGUGUGGGCCAAAAAUGAGGAAAAUAAAGUAAGAGGUUUUAUAGUUGAGAGAGCUCAAGUGAAAAAAGGUUUAGAUACGCCUAAAAUCAAUGGAAAAUUUUCUCUAAGGGCUUCGGCAACGGGAAUGAUAUUGCUCGACGAAGUCGCUAUUCCGGAGGAGAAUUUAUUGCCCAAUGUAGUAGGAAUGAGAGGGCCUUUUGGAUGUCUCAAUAACGCACGGUAUGGAAUAGCUUGGGGCGCGCUCGGGGCCGCCGAAACAUGUUUGCGGAUCGCUCGACAAUACACAUUAGAUCGGAAGCAAUUUGGGAGACCGCUCGCUUCGAAUCAGCUAAUACAAAAGAAAUUGGUUGACAUGUUGACUGAAAUAAGUAUUGGCUUCCAAGCCUGUUUACAAGUAGGUCGUUUGAAGGAUAAGGGUUUAGCUGCGCAUGAGAUGGUGUCAUUACUUAAAAGAAAUAAUUGUGGCAAGGCGUUGGAGAUUGCGAGAGUUGCAAGAGACAUGCUUGGCGGAAAUGGAGUGUCAGACGAGUAUCAUAUUAUAAGGCACGUUAUGAAUCUUGAGGCAGUAAAUACUUAUGAAGGAACACACGAUAUUCAUGCAUUGAUAUUGGGAAGAGCAACCACUGGCUUACAAGCAUUUUAUUAAAUAUAGUCACUUUUAUAAUAUUAUUAUUUUGUAGUCAUUUUAACAUGUUAUUUUCUAUAUCGUUUAUUUUUUGAUUAUAUGUAUAACUGUUAUAA
Messenger RNA from Leptidea sinapis, 1658 nucleotides. Its product is annotated as glutaryl-CoA dehydrogenase, mitochondrial. NCBI's taxonomy places the organism in Eukaryota, Metazoa, Arthropoda, Insecta, Lepidoptera, Pieridae. Gene Ontology annotation, biological process: fatty-acyl-CoA biosynthetic process; fatty acid beta-oxidation using acyl-CoA dehydrogenase. The transcript has a single exon. The record is from RefSeq and is a predicted model, not a curated record. Gene Ontology annotation, cellular component: mitochondrial inner membrane. The coding region runs from base 289 to 1563 and encodes 424 amino acids. Gene Ontology annotation, molecular function: glutaryl-CoA dehydrogenase activity; flavin adenine dinucleotide binding; fatty-acyl-CoA binding.